AUGGACCCCCGCGACCGAGACGACCGCACCGGCGAGACCACGCCGCUGCUGUCGGAUCAGCCGCAUCACAAGCCGGACAUUGAACCGGCGGGUAGCGGUGGUUGGCUGUCGGAAGCAUGGCUCCUCUGUCGGUACUCAUUACCGCUCAUCGCCACCUAUCUGCUACAAUACUCGUUCACCGUCAUCACAACAUUCGUGGCUGGCCACCUCAGCGCCGAUGACCUCGCCGCCGCUAGCAUUGGUCUGACGACCAUGAACAUCAUCGGCCUAGCUAUCUACGAGGGCAUGGCUACCGCCCUGGAUACCCUCUGCGCCCAGGCCCACGGUUCUGGUCGCCUUACCGCCGUUGGCCUACAUGUUCAACGCAUGCUCAUUCUCAUGGCCCUCGCUACCGUCCCCAUUGGGCUCUUCUGGGUCUUUUCGCCAUCGGUUCUCUCCCUGUUCGUCAAGCAGCACCACCUGGCCGUCAAGGCCGGCACGUUCCUCCGUGUCAGUUUGAUCGGCAUGCCCGGCUACGCCGCUUUCGAAGCCCUCAAGAGGUUCCUCCAGGCCCAGGGCGAUUUCAAGAGCGCCAUGGUCGUCCUCAUUAUCUGCGCCCCCAUCAACGCCCUUCUCAGUUGGCUGUUCGCUUUCAAGCUGAACAUGGGUCUGGAAGGCGCUGCCCUGGGCCAGGCUCUGGCCAACGACCUGCGUCCCGUCCUUCUGCUCAUCUACAUCGUCGUCUGGGGCCAGUGGUCGCACCAGUGCUGGGGUGGAUUCUCUCGCAAGGCCUUCACUGAGUGGAGCGUGCCGGUGCGACUCUCCAUCGCCGGAUCGGCUGUCAACCUGGGCGAGUGGGCUGCCUUUGAAAUCUUGACGCUCAGCACAUCCUACCUGAGCACCGAGCAUCUUGCCGCACAAACUAUCUUGACGACCAUCUCCGUCGUCAUGUGGCACAUCCCCUUCUCCAUCUCGGUUGCCAUCAGCACCCGCAUCGGUCACUUGAUCGGCGGCGGGCUCGUAGCGACCGCUCGGCGAGCCACAACCGUAUACGCCAUCGUCUUUACCGUCGUCGGUAUCCUGGACGCCAUUCUAAUCUUCCUAUUCCGCCACCAGCUCGCCCUUGUAUUCUCUGAGGACGCCGAGGUCCAAAGGCUCACGUCCGACUCCAUGCUUGCGGUUGCGGCUUUCCAGCUCAUCGACUCCAUCAUCAGCGGAUGCAACGGCGUGCUGCGGGGUCUCGGCCGGCAGGCGGUCGCGGCUUUUGUCGUAUUUGCCGUGAACUAUCUGGCUGCAGUACCGCUCGCGGUCUGGCUCGAGCUGGGAUCACCAGGCCUAGAGCUGGAUGGUGCCUGGAUAGGCCUUGGUGGCGGCAUGGUUGUCAUCGCCAUUAUCGAGUGCAUUUACAUGAAGGUGAUCCGAUGGCAAGACUGUGUCGAAAGUGUGAGAGAUAGAGAAGGCAUGUAA
Messenger RNA from Colletotrichum abscissum, 1446 nucleotides. Its product is annotated as MATE efflux family protein. The record is from RefSeq and is a predicted model, not a curated record. Gene Ontology annotation, biological process: xenobiotic detoxification by transmembrane export across the plasma membrane. Gene Ontology annotation, molecular function: antiporter activity; xenobiotic transmembrane transporter activity. Lineage: Eukaryota; Fungi; Ascomycota; Sordariomycetes; Glomerellales; Glomerellaceae. The coding region runs from base 1 to 1446 and encodes 481 amino acids. Gene Ontology annotation, cellular component: membrane. The transcript has a single exon.